CGAAAAUUCAAAAUUGACUACGUCAACAAAACCAUGUUGUUGGUGUUUACAGAUUUAUUUUUCUAAUAAAAACAAAACUGUGUAUUUUGCUGUGAUAAUAUUAUAUUGCUUUGAAACCCGAUUAAAUUCAUAUGAAGCCUACAGAUGAUAAUAAUGUGCAGGAUAUCCGAGAUUCUAAAGAAGAAAUAGAGUUGGAGGAAGAAAUUACUACACCGGAAUCUCAACUAAACUCAGAAAACAUGAACAGUGAUUCAAAGAAGGAUAAAAAUUAUCUUCCCAAUAGAGAAGUAAAAUAUGGGUAUAUUAAAUAUGUUAGCCUCAUGAUACUGACAGUUCAAAAUGCAGCACUUGGCUUAAGUAUGAGAUAUGCACGUACAAGAGAUGUAGAAAAUAUGUUUUCAUCACCUGCUGCUGUUCUCAUGGCAGAGGUUUUAAAACUAGGUAUUUGUGUAUGCUUAGUUAUAAAUGAGAAUGGUAACAUUGUAAAGGGUGGGAGAGUUAUGUAUCAAACUGUUAUUUUGAAUUUCAAGGAUACAUUACGUGUUUGUGUACCAUCCUUCUUAUACAUUGUACAAAACAAUUUGCUGUAUGUCUCCUCAUCAAACUUAGAUGCAGCUACUUAUCAGGUAACAUAUCAACUUAAAUUACUUACAACUGCCUUCUUCGCGGUGUUAGUGUUGAAAAGGAGGUUAAAGAGAUGGCAAUGGGGGGCUUUAGGAUUGCUAGUCAUUGGUGUUGCUUUUGUCCAACUUUCAUCAACGGAAACAUCUACCACAACUACAUCAAGCAAUUUGAAAAAACAGUCUAAACUACUUGGUUUUGGAGCGGCAUUAUCUGCUUGUUUUAUUUCUGGCUUUGCUGGAAUAUACUUUGAAAAAGUUUUGAAGGAAUCUGACAUAUCUGUAUGGAUGAGAAAUGUUCAACUUAGUUUGCUGUCACUUCCAUUUGGAACAGUGACCUAUUUAAUCAAUAAUAACUGGUCGUUCGAAAACAUUCUUAAAGGAUUUGAUGGAUUUGUUUGGUAUCUAGUAGUGUUGCAAGCUGCAGGAGGAUUAAUAGUAGCUGUUGUUGUUAAAUAUGCAGACAACAUUUUAAAAGGAUUUGCAACAUCUGUUGCCAUUAUUAUUUCAUGUGUGGCGUCCAUGUAUAUAUUUGACUUCCAUUUAACUAUACAAUUUUCUAUAGGCACUUGCUUUGUUAUUGGAUCAAUAUUUUUAUAUGGAUAUGUUCCAAAGAAAAAAGAAACUAGGACAUCAUUAAGUGUAUGAUUUUACAUCAAUUUUGUAUGUAGAAUAUUAUAGUAUUGUAAUUAAUAGUAAUAUUUGCCAUGUACUUACAUAUACAAUAUAGACAUAAGUUAAGUUUUAUAUCAUUUUAAAUGUAUUAUGUAUUUUAGUAUCUUUACAGAUUUCUUUUUAAUCACAAUUAUAUUUUUAUAAUAAAGUUUAUUAUUUUAGAUAUUUAAAAAUAUUUUUGAUUUCGGAAUGAAAAAAUGAACAUCAAUAAUUAAAUGAUGAUGAUGAAAACAGCAUCACUAAGAGUAUUGGCCUCAAGGUAAAAGUAUUAAACUUAAAAUAUCUUUAACUUAGAUUUUUAUUCAGAGAUUAUGUCAAUAAAACUAGAAACUUA
Molecule: messenger RNA, 1629 nt
Organism: Leptidea sinapis
Lineage: Eukaryota; Metazoa; Arthropoda; Insecta; Lepidoptera; Pieridae
Gene: Ugalt
Product: UDP-N-acetylglucosamine transporter
Exons: 6
Coding region: 132-1268 (378 amino acids)
Biological process (GO): pyrimidine nucleotide-sugar transmembrane transport
Cellular component (GO): Golgi membrane
Molecular function (GO): UDP-galactose transmembrane transporter activity
Source: RefSeq, a predicted model, not a curated record